UCUCCUUCAAUGGAACUAGACUUCGACAACCUAUGCGCGAUCCGCGUCCUAGGCCGGGGAGCCACCGGCACCGUCUUCCUCGUCGCCGACCGUUCAUCUCCAUCAACUCCACCCUUCGCCUUAAAAGUCGUCGAGAAACACAACCCGUCGGCGAAGCCCGACACCGAGAGCCGAGCCCGGUGGGAGCUGUCCGUACACUCCUGCCUCCUUACCGACCGCCACCCCUUCCUCCCUUACCUCAUUGGCUACGCCGAAACCCCUGACCUCCUCGCUUGGGCCAUCCCCUUCUGCCCCGCCGGCGACCUCAACUCUCUUCGCCACUCCCUCUCACCCGACCGCGUCUUCUCCACAUCCGCCAUCCGCUUCUACCUCUCCGAACUCAUCUCCGCGCUUUCCCACCUCCAUUCCAUCGGCAUCGUCUAUCGUGACCUUAAACCCGAGAACGUCCUACUCCAAUCCUCCGGCCAUAUUCUUCUCACAGAUUUCGACCUCUCACGACACCUUACCCCACGAAACGUUUCCCCAAUUCCAUCAACCACCUUUCCCUUACCGUAUGUAAACCACCGCCGCCGCCGCAACCGCCAUUGCAGUAAAAUCACCCGCAUCUUCUUCAGCGCUCAAAAUUCUGUCUUUCUCCCGACCCCACCAGACCUCAAGAAGGCGAAAUCCGCAAGGGUCUCCCCGGUGAGCCGGGUGGAGCGGUCCCACUCAUUUGUUGGCACGGAGGAGUACGUCUCGCCGGAGGUGGUUAGGGGCGACGGGCAUGAGUUCUCCGUGGAUUGGUGGGCACUGGGUAUUCUGGCCUACGAGAUGGCUUAUGGCCGGACGCCGUUUAGAGGGCGGAACAGGAAGGAAACUUUCCGUAACGUGCUGACGAUGAAGCCCGAGUUUGUUGGGAAUUACCCGUCCGAAUUGACGGAUUUGAUUGUGAGGCUCCUUGCAAAGGAGCCAGAGAAGCGUUUGGGGUAUUCCGGAGGAGCCGAGGAGGUGAAGGCGCACCCGUUCUUUACUGGAUUGAGAUGGGAAAUGCUCGCCGACGUUGGGCGCCCGCCGUUUCUAGCGACAGCGGAGGAGAUUGAGGAAGGGGAGGUGAGGUUACCUGAUGUCGAUAGAACCGUCGGGUUUGAUGUGAGGGAUUAUUUCAAGAAGCUGCGGCAACGGCACGCGGUCACGGCAACAUCGCCGGCGUCGGUGUCGUUGACGGAAUUCUGACGGUAACGAUAGAGAUCUUUAUUUUACUAUUUUUGGAUAGGGGCUGAAUGGUUUGCCUGAUUUGGUGGGCACUGGAAUCAUAGUAGACGAGGUAAUGGUUAAG
This is a messenger RNA of Dendrobium catenatum, 1315 nucleotides long. Its product is annotated as serine/threonine-protein kinase UCNL-like. The coding region runs from base 10 to 1212 and encodes 400 amino acids. Gene Ontology annotation, cellular component: nucleus; plasma membrane; cytoplasm. The record is from RefSeq and is a predicted model, not a curated record. Gene Ontology annotation, biological process: protein phosphorylation. Lineage: Eukaryota; Viridiplantae; Streptophyta; Magnoliopsida; Asparagales; Orchidaceae. Gene Ontology annotation, molecular function: ATP binding; protein serine/threonine kinase activity. The transcript has a single exon.